Messenger RNA from Hypoxylon fragiforme, 2293 nucleotides. RefSeq names its product SE-domain-containing protein. NCBI's taxonomy places the organism in Eukaryota, Fungi, Ascomycota, Sordariomycetes, Xylariales, Hypoxylaceae. The coding region runs from base 226 to 1719 and encodes 497 amino acids. The record is from RefSeq and is a predicted model, not a curated record. Gene Ontology annotation, biological process: ergosterol biosynthetic process. Gene Ontology annotation, cellular component: membrane; endoplasmic reticulum. The transcript has a single exon. Gene Ontology annotation, molecular function: flavin adenine dinucleotide binding; squalene monooxygenase activity.
CUAAAAUAAAUAAAUAUCGAACCUACCAUAGAACCUACCAUCUACUACAUAGGUACUUACCUUAUUUAUCUACAUUCGUGAUACCCUCGAAACACUUAAUUCAUACAAUAUUAAUUAUACACCAACCGUUACAAUCAAUACCUACCGAUUGACUACUUAUCCUCACCAAAUUAACCUAUUUCUCACCUCACGAAUCUUACACUCGACCCCGUGUCAUCAUUUCCCAUGAGCGAAACUACAGUUGUCGUAAACGAGCUCGGUGAGCGGCGAUCUCAACACCAUGAGGCUGAUGUCGUUGUAGUCGGAGCAGGCGUUUUUGGCUGCGCGGUCGCCUAUGCUCUAGCCGACCAGGGCAGAAGCGUCAUACUCUUAGAGCGAUGGAUGAAGGAGCCUAACCGCAUCGUUGGCGAGCUGAUGCAACCCGGUGGCGUCAACUCGUUAAGGAAGCUAGGCUUGGGACACUGCAUCGAAGAUAUCGAUUCUAUACCAUGCAAUGGAUUCAACGUCUUCUUCCACGGCCAAGAUGUCCGCAUGCCCUACCCUGAAAUGGAGUGGCUCGGUCUAUCCGAUGGCAAAGAGAAAGGAUCUAAUAAGAAAGAAAAGACAGAGGGCACAAGGCCCCAGGGAAAGAGUUUUCACCAUGGCCGCUUCAUCAUGCAGCUGCGCCGGGCCUGCCUCGAACACCCCAAUAUCAGCGUGUUUGAAACCGAGGCUAUCAAUACGAUUAAGGGAGAUCACAAUGCCGAGAUCCUCGGUGUGGAGACCCGUACCGUCAAUGCCACUACCGGCGAGAAGGAUCCCGACUGCUUCUUCGGCCAGCUGACCAUCAUCGCUGACGGUUAUGCCUCUCGCUUCCGCAAACAAUUUCUCUCCGAGACCCCGGUCGUCCGCUCUAAGUUUUACGCUCUCGAGCUCUACGACUGUAAGCUACCAAGCCCAGGGUUUGGUCACGUCAUCAUUGGUGCCUCGAGCCCCGUCCUCCUCUACCAGAUCGGCACCCACGAGACCCGUGUCCUCGUGGACGUUCCCGAAAAGCUGCCUGCUGCAUCCCCCGCAAACGGCGGUGUCAGGGGAUACAUGGCCAAGGUCGUACUUCCCGCCCUACCAGCUUCCGUGCAGCCCUCCUUUCAAGCGGCUCUCGACAAAGACUCCAAGAUCCCGCAGAGCAUGCCCAAUAGUUGGCUCCCGCCAUCGAAGCAAUCCACCCCCGGCCUCGUCAUCCUCGGUGAUGCAUUCAACAUGCGGCACCCGCUGACUGGCGGUGGCAUGUCCGUCGCCCUCAACGAUGUUGUGCUGCUCCGAGACCUGCUCUCACCCGAGAAAAUCCCGGACCUCUCCAACACGGCCGCCGUACGCCGCGCUAUGGGCAACUUCUACUGGCAGCGCAAGAAGCUCACUGCCAUCAUCAACGUCCUAGCCAUCGCGCUAUAUAGUCUAUUCGCGGCGCAGAACGCCCAACUCGCUAAGCUGCAACGAGGCUGCUUCGCCUACUUCCAGCGCGGCUACGUAAAUGGACCCAUGGGUCUGUUGGGUGGCUUGAUCCCCGACCCCUUAGUCCUGUGGUACCACUUCUUCUCCGUCGCCUUCCUCGCUAUCUGGCUCGAUUGGAGACAGACUGGCCUCUGGAAGAUACCAGUACUAAUCUGGAACGCGUUUAUGAUCCUGUGGACAGCGAGUACGGUAUUUUUACCAGUGCUGUACCGGGAGCUGCUCGUCUAGAUGAAGUUAUUGCUCUAUCAUCUGACAUACACUUUGGAUACAUGGCCCGGGAUAGGUGAAAGGGGUUUUCUUGGUUUUUAUGCCAAUGAGGAUAGGGGAUAUGGGAUAUGCAUGGGAGCGGCUGGGUGCUUCUCUUCUACCUUACGGUGAUGUGGCACUGUAUCCAAGGGUUUGAUACAUACCUACUCUCCCUUUGAGGAGUAGUGAGAAGAAAGAAGCACCUUUUCGACAUGAUAUGAUUGAGAUAAGGUUUUUACGCCACAAGACAGUUCUCUCUAACCUACUCGGUUAGUCAGUCUGCUACCCAGGUGUCUAUUUUUAGCUAGGCACUUUUUUGGCUUGCUCCCCAGUGGCGGUAACGAUGACGACGGCGGCAUGGAACGGGAAGAUUAUUAAAGAGAAAGGAGAACCCCGGAGUUUGCCAGUGGUGUUCUCUUGACGUAUAUAUAACACACACCCAAAUACUUACUUAAUUCUAAUGAUUCAAGAGUACCACCUUACCUAUUUACCUACUCUGAUUUGCUUGCCCUUUUUGGUCGUAAGAUUCAUAGAUAUAUAGAUAUAUAUAAAGUGC